AUGGGCCAAGUCCCUACGCCUCUGAAAGGCAGCUCAGCCGGGGACUCUGAUAUCGAACGGUCAAACCUAGCCGAGGUUGCCAACGUCGACGAUGUCCAGGAGAAAAUGUCCCCAACGGCGGUUGGGGAGUCAACUACAGUCACACCCGAUAUAGUUGAUAUUCAUCUAAAUAUCGAUGCCUUGAAUCCGGCAUUCCUCAUGGCAGAAUGCUUGCGAUCCCACGGCAUUCAGGGUCUUCUCGAAGAAGGAUACCCCACAUCACUCGAUGCUAGAUACGAAUCACCAUUUACCUGGUCCCUGCGGAAGAAAAUCACGGUCCUCUCCGGAACCUUCUUCGCCUCGACCCUAGCCGCCUACUCUGCCGGUGCCUACGCCAUGGCCGCAGCUCCGUUGACCGAGAAAUGGUCCCUUUCCAACACGGAGUUCAACCUCGGCAUCACACUCUUCGUCUUGGGGUUCGGAUUCGCGCCCAUGAUCCUCGCGUUGAUCAGCGAAAUCUACGGUCGCUAUUGGGUCUUUGUCGGCUCCGGGGCCGUCUUCUUCUUGGGAACCCUGGGUUGUGCCGUGACACAGUCGUUCCCUGGUAUGUUGGUCUCUCGUCUGAUCACGGGGAACGGAGCGUCCGUCUUUGCGACGCUGACCGGGGGCGUCGUCGGCGAUGUGUUCCACAAGGAGAAGCGCAACACGCCCAUGGCCCUCUACUCGCUCACCAUCAUGAUCGGGACCGGAUUAGGCCCCAUGAUCAGCGGCAUCAUUGUCGAUCACCUUCAAUGGAGAUGGAUCUUCUACCUGCAAAUGAUUACUGUCGGUUCCACGACAUUGGCCAUCUUCUUCUUCUUCGCCGAGACGCGGAGCAAUGUUGUACUUGCACAAAAGUGUGGCGCCCUCAACAAGCAUUUCGAGAGUGUUGACCUGCAGCGAGUUUCUCCACUGAUUGGAAACAAUGACGAACUGCGACAAGACACUGAGCUGCUGCUGGCCGAGGGCCAGUCACAACUUGUCCGCGUUCAAUUUCGCGCCCACUUCGAGGGCCCCGAGCUUGACAUGCGCAUCCUGUGGCGGAGCUUCUCCUUCCCCCUCAAACUCCUCUUUACUGAAUCUGUCGUUUUCUGGUUUUCCGCAUGGGUUUCAUUUGCUUGGGCGAUUCUAUACUUGCAGUUUAACAGCAUCGGUCUGGUGUUUCGUUCCGUCUACGGCUUUACCAGCAGCCAGGUCGGCGGAAUCUACACCGCAGUCAUUGUCGGGUCAAUCGCAGGGGCGGCAAUCACAAUCCUUCAGGACCCGAUAUUCAGAACAUUCAUGCCCCGGCGGAUGGCCACGCCUGAAGGCCGACUUUACUCAGCUUGUGUCGAGUCACUCUUUCUGCCCAUCGGGCUGUUCUGGUUCGGCUGGAGCUCGUCGCCUAAUGUCCCGUGGAUCGUGCCGGCUCUCGCAAUAACCUCAGUGACGGUCGGGAUCUUCACCGUAUACCUGGCCGUUUUCAACUAUCUGGCGGAUGCCUACCACCGGUACGCCUCUUCCGCUCUCGCAGCACAGUCCAUGUGCCGGAACUUGCUUGCCGGCGUUUUCCCUUUGUUCACAAACACCAUGUUCCAAAAGCUGGGAUACGGUGUUGCGGGAAGUCUGCUCGGCGGCAUUGGCUUGGUUCUCUCGCUGGUUCCUUGGUUGCUAUGCAUUUACGGGGAGAAGAUCAGGGGCCGCAGUCCUUUUGCUGGGCAACUUAAAGCGGGUUAA
Colletotrichum orchidophilum is the source of this 1734-nucleotide messenger RNA. RefSeq lists its product as uncharacterized. The transcript has a single exon. Gene Ontology annotation, biological process: transmembrane transport. The coding region runs from base 1 to 1734 and encodes 577 amino acids. NCBI's taxonomy places the organism in Eukaryota, Fungi, Ascomycota, Sordariomycetes, Glomerellales, Glomerellaceae. The record is from RefSeq and is a predicted model, not a curated record. Gene Ontology annotation, molecular function: transmembrane transporter activity.